AUGUUCCGCGCAGCUCGUCUUCUCCGCGGCGUUAGCCCCUUCUCUGUAUUCCUGAUGGACCAGAAGAACAACCCGUCGCUACAGGGCGUGUCGAUCGCGAAGCGCGGCAAGAUGCUCUCCAAGAUGUACAAGGAGCUCUCGCAGCAGCAGCGUCGCGAUCUACAGAAAAGAGCGGAGGUGCACCCGAGCCUGCGCAAGUCGAAGCGCGCUAGGCCGCCGCGUAAGACGGAAUUCGCCGAGUUUGUGCGUCAGAACUACAAGGUGGUGCAGGGUCUUAACUACCGCAAGCGCUUCUCUGCCUUGUCCCAGCUAUACGAGCUCCACAAGCCGAUCGAGGUCCAGGUGACGAAAGCGCUAAAGGAGGCAAAGGCCAAGAAGGUGACCUCGGCCAAGACCGCCGUGAAAAAGGCUGCCACGAAGUCCAAGACCGCCAAGAGAGCCAAGGGGGGGAAGAGCACCCCGAAGAAGUCCACCGGAAAGAAAUAG
Messenger RNA from Leishmania major strain Friedlin, 486 nucleotides. Its product is annotated as putative kinetoplast DNA-associated protein. NCBI's taxonomy places the organism in Eukaryota, Euglenozoa, Kinetoplastea, Trypanosomatida, Trypanosomatidae. Bases 1 to 486 code for a protein of 161 amino acids. The record is from RefSeq and is a predicted model, not a curated record. The transcript has a single exon.